Messenger RNA from Brassica oleracea var. oleracea, 678 nucleotides. RefSeq names its product profilin-1-like. The record is from RefSeq and is a predicted model, not a curated record. Gene Ontology annotation, molecular function: actin monomer binding. The transcript has 3 exons. NCBI's taxonomy places the organism in Eukaryota, Viridiplantae, Streptophyta, Magnoliopsida, Brassicales, Brassicaceae. The coding region runs from base 109 to 504 and encodes 131 amino acids. Gene Ontology annotation, cellular component: cell cortex.
CAAAAGCUCACAUUCAGAGAGAAGUGGAGAAGUAAGUCUUUCACAGAAAAAAAAAAAAAAAAAAAAAAAAAAAGAAGGGUAAAAACCCCACCGGAGAAAAAGAAGAAGAUGUCGUGGCAAUCGUACGUUGAUGACCACCUUAUGUGCGAUGUCGAAGGCAACCACCUCACCGCCGCCGCUAUUCUCGGUCAAGACGGCAGUGUGUGGGCUCAGAGCGCCAAUUUCCCUCAGUUGAAGCCUGAAGAAAUCAAAGGAAUCACCACGGACUUCGAGGAGCCUGGGUUUCUUGCCCCAACCGGUCUAUUUCUCGGUGGAGCCAAGUACAUGGUUAUUCAAGGUGAACCAGGAGCUGUCAUCCGUGGCAAGAAGGGACCUGGAGGCGUUACUAUCAAGAAGACGACUCAAGCCUUGGUCAUUGGCAUCUACGAGGAGCCCAUGACUGGAGGGCAAUGCAACUUGGUUGUGGAAAGGCUCGGGGAUUACCUCAUCGAGUCUGACCUCUAAAUUUUCAGUUUCAAAUUAUGCUAUCAAAACGCAAAUCAAUUUGAAGCCUUGGAACCAAUAUCUUGUUGUUGGUCUUUGUUACUGGGUUUGUGUGUCUUAUGUAAUGGCAUUUGGAUCAUCUUUUUUUAUCCCUUCAUAUGUAUUGUGUUUUUUCUUUAGAUUUUUAUUUCUCCA